AACCUGCUGCAGGCUGAAGUUGAGGAACUACGGGUAGCCCUGGAGCAGACGGAGCGGUCGAGGAAAGUGGCUGAGCAGGAGCUUCUGGAUGCAAGUGAGCGUGUGCAGCUCCUCCAUACACAGAACACCAGCUUGAUCAACACCAAGAAGAAGCUGGAAUCAGAUAUUUCCCAAAUUCAGAGUGAAAUGGAGGAUACUAUCCAGGAAGCCCGCAAUGCUGAAGAGAAGGCCAAGAAGGCCAUCACAGAUGCGGCCAUGAUGGCAGAAGAGCUGAAGAAGGAGCAGGACACCAGCGCCCACCUGGAGAGGAUGAAGAAGAACCUGGACCAGACGGUGAAGGACCUGCAGCACCGUCUGGAUGAGGCUGAGCAGCUGGCACUGAAGGGAGGCAAGAAGCAA
Pterocles gutturalis (yellow-throated sandgrouse) is the source of this 399-nucleotide messenger RNA. RefSeq names its product myosin-8. Gene Ontology annotation, biological process: actomyosin structure organization; peptidyl-threonine phosphorylation. Gene Ontology annotation, molecular function: protein serine/threonine kinase activity. The annotation marks the transcript as partial. Lineage: Eukaryota; Metazoa; Chordata; Aves; Pterocliformes; Pteroclidae. The record is from RefSeq and is a predicted model, not a curated record. Gene Ontology annotation, cellular component: cytoskeleton; cytoplasm. The transcript is spliced from 3 exons.